Molecule: messenger RNA, 229 nt
Organism: Sphaeroforma arctica JP610
Lineage: Eukaryota; Ichthyosporea; Ichthyophonida
Exons: 1
Source: RefSeq, a predicted model, not a curated record
GGAGGACGGUGGCAACGAACAUGAAGAAGCCAACGCCGCAUUCGCAGCGCUACCAAUCCAGCAGCAGCUGAUAAUGGCCGAGAAGUUCCGAGCUUUCGCCGACAAUAUGAAGAGUGGGUUGAAUAAGAAAAUCAAAACCAUGAAGGAGGGGGCUGUGGUGACCAAGGACGAUAUCCUCGAUAUUCUUGACAGCGUGAAGGCGAGCUACCCGAUGUAUAUGCAUGAAUGA